Messenger RNA from Prosopis cineraria, 1445 nucleotides. Its product is annotated as protein SGT1 homolog. The transcript has 10 exons. The record is from RefSeq and is a predicted model, not a curated record. Bases 113 to 1213 code for a protein of 366 amino acids. Lineage: Eukaryota; Viridiplantae; Streptophyta; Magnoliopsida; Fabales; Fabaceae. Gene Ontology annotation, cellular component: nucleus; cytoplasm. Gene Ontology annotation, molecular function: protein-folding chaperone binding. Gene Ontology annotation, biological process: protein stabilization; defense response to fungus.
UUUGGGUCAAUCGUGUUCUCGUCAAUUAUUGUAUCGGAGACUCUCUCUCUCACUCUCUCUGCGGUUUUCUUUCUAGACUCUUCCACUCCUUCUCCCGCGACGCCUGCCUUCCAUGGCUACCGAUCUCGAAGCCAAAGCCAAAGAGGCUUUUGUCGAUGACCACUACGAGCUCGCCGCGGACCUCCUCACUCAGGCCAUCGCCAUCAACCCUAGCGCCGAGCUCUAUGCGGACCGGGCCCAGGCUAACAUCAAACUCAGCAACUACACUGAUGCUGUUGCUGAUGCAAACAAGGCAAUUGACUUGAAUCCUGACCUAGCAAAAGCAUAUUCGCGCAAAGGUAUUGCGUGCAUGAGGCUUGAGGAAUAUCAGACUGCUAAAGAUGCUCUGAUGAAAGGUGCUUCAUUGGAUCAGGGAGAAUCAAGAUUCAUUACUUUGAUCAAAGAGUGUGAUGAUCUUAUUGCAGAGGAAAGUGCUCAAAAUAGCACCAAAACUAUCCAGGAAAAGAGUCCCACCUCUGAUGUUUCUUCAGAAAAUGUUAAGCUAGAGAGCAACCUUGCCUCAAAUAUAGAGAAUGACCUUUCAAAACAGGUGGCAGAACCAGCAGCUAAACUUAAGUACAGGCAUGAAUUCUACCAGAAACCUGAUGAAGUUGUUGUAACCAUAUUUGCCAAGGGAAUCCCGCGGGAUAGAGUUACUGUUGACUUUGGUGAACAAAUACUAAGCGUUUGUAUUGAUGUUCCUGGUGAGGAUGGAUAUACUUUUCAACCUCGCUUAUUUGGAAAGAUAAUACCUGCAAGAAGCAGAUAUGAGGUAUUGUCUACCAAAAUUGAAAUUCGCCUUGCUAAAGCAGAACCUUUACAAUGGACUUCUCUUGAAUUCACUGGGCAAAUUACUGUUCAAAGACAGGUUAAUGCAUCCUCAGGUCCAAGGCCUACUUACCCGUCCUCAAAACCAACAAGAGUAGAUUGGGAUAAACUUGAGGCUCAGGUUAAGAAAGAGGAGAAAGAAGAAAAGCUUGAUGGUGAUGCUGCACUGAACAAAUUUUUCCGUGAAAUAUAUCAAGAUGCGGAUGAGGACACAAGAAGAGCAAUGAGGAAGUCAUUUGUGGAAUCUAAUGGAACUGUACUGUCUACUAACUGGAAAGAAGUGGGAUCAAAGAAAGUAGAGGGAAGUCCUCCUGAUGGCAUGGAGCUUAAAAAAUGGGAAUAUUAAUCUGUUGUAGAAUUUAUGCAUGUUCUUUAUGGUGUGGAAUUAUGUUCUGGGUGCUUUGUUUUUGGUAGAUAACUAGCUGCUGAGCAACAGGAGCUUCAACUGCUUUAAUUUUCGUUUAUUGUCAUGUGGGGUAUAUUUAUGCGAACCAGAUCAGUCGUUUGUUUUAUUGUGUCUUCUGUUUUGUGAAUGUAAUGCAGUCAUAGAUCAUGUGAACCAAUUUUCGUUUACCUAA